ACCCUAUGCCAUGCGAGUGAAGAUGUUAUCCAUGGCUGAAAAUAUAAAGGGCGCGAAAGUUUAGAUAGAAAGUCGUUUUUGAGGUUUGACAUAGUGCUCUGUAUUUCGAAGAUGAGUAAUAAAUUCAGAAUUGAACAGAAACAGCCGAAGAUAACAAGUGUAAAACUUAGACGUGAACUUACAGCAGCGCUUAUGCAGACGGAGCGUAGAAACAAACGAGAUAAUAUUUUUAAUAAGCAGAGACUGGCUGGUAGUGAAGAAGAAACAGAAUCAACGGAAAGGCCUGUGAAAGAUGUUCGUGCGAGACAGCUGGAGGCGUGGAAAAGGACCAGAGAGGAAGCUGAAAAGAAAAAUAAAACAAAGAGAAAGCCAUUUAUUGUGACUCAUGUUCGUCAUAACAUUGGGUCACCUUACAAAAUGAGGUCACCUUUUAGAACGGAUGCUCUGCUUAAAACAAAGACAUCGAAGAAGCUGGAUGUUCUACCAGAAAAACCAGCUACCUCUGCUGUACGUGUAACACGGUCUAUGAGCAGAACAGCAAAAUUAAAUCCAACUGCUACUAUCCAGAAGAAAAAUGAGCUGCCUAAACUUGCACCAAAUAAUUUUAAAUUCAAGGCACCCAAAGGCAUUGCACCGCUCCCCAUGUCCAGUCAUAAGCAGAAAACAGAUUUGAAGAUAACACUAACACCAUGUUCUGUGAAUGUGGAGAAAAUAGGUGAGCAAAAGGAAACUGCCUCUACACCACUCAGCAUUACAAAGAGAAGUGGUAGGAAAGGAAGUACAAAAGAGACAUCAUCAUCAUCAUCUACAAAGAUAUGUGGAAAUCCAUUGUCGAGUAAAAGGAAACUAGAUUAUAAUACAUCGGACCCAAAUAAGGAACCACUAGUUGCAGAAGCUGUGCCUUCUGAUAAAAAAACAGAUGUUUCACAAUACAGGAAGGAACUGAACACUGUAAUAGAACAGUUGGAGACUUUAUGUAGUAAAUGGUCAUUUACUCAAGAACAGUUGGCCAGUUUACCAAAUGAGGUUAAUGAUAUGGUGGAUGUUGCCACUGGACAAACCAAACUACUCAUCAAAGAAAAGCUUGCACAGUACAGAGGACUUAUUGAUGAAUGUGAGAAAAAUAGUGGGCCUGUAAGAGUGACAGAAUCAGAUUUGCAAGGUUUCUGGGAAAUGGUAAAUCUACAGGUUCAAAAUGUAAUUUCCAAAUUUGAAGAGCUGGAUGUCCUGAAAGACAAUAACUGGACAGAACCCAAAAAACAACACUCAUCUCCACUGAAGAAGAAAAAAGGCGUAACCAAAAUAUCUAAAACAAAAAAAGUAGCUUCAAAGUCAUCUGUUCGAGAUCACAUUGCAGCUUUAAGGCGUGCAAAGGCUGCUAUGCAGUGCAGUGAACCAAAAGAUCCAAACAUUGCCAGUUUCAUCCCUGCCGACCCUGCUUCGAAAGUGGAAAAACAGUCGAACCAAAGAGCUAAUUGCACACCAGUAGUUGUGUUAAUUAGAGCACAGCUCAGUGAAAAACAGAAAAGGAAUAGCAGGUGCAGCACUGCACUGAUGAAGAUCACAAACCAUUUGAGGGAAAUCAGUACACCAGAAACUGGAAACAAGGUAAAUAGCACAGCUGCUGAUGGAAGAAAGUCAAGUAGACGACUUUCCAAUAGAAUGAAACAACUCACGCCAGAUGUACUGAACAAUGAUCAAGAGGCUGAAUUUGAGCCGCAUAUUACACCACCUAGUAAGACAUACAGCAAAUCACCAAAGAAAUCAGGUGAUGUCCCUGAGGAAGACGAACAGUUUGAUCUUCUGAGGAAAACAUCAACAUUUCUGCACAGCAGUUCUGCUACUGGAAAACCAAAGAAGAUAUUAAAUAAAGAAACACCUCGUAGCAGAAGACAGCAACGUGUUAUUGGUUCUCCCAAAUGAAGAUGUUAAAUUUUACAUCAUUGACUGACAUUGUGUUCAUAUCAAAUAUCUGUAAUUUAAAUAAUUUCACAUUUAUAUGCUGAGAUUUGUAUCUUGUUCAUAUGUCUGUAAAACUGAACUUUCAUGUAAUGGUACCUGUUCAGCAUUUUGUGACAGGUAUGAGUAUUUUGUAAAUAGCCAUUCUAAGAAUUAUCAGUGACCACAUGUUGCUACUAAGAUUAUAAACUUAUGGUUAAUCUAUCAUGAGCAGCAACUGAGAGAAAUUUUUAAUUAUUGCUUGAUUUUAUUUUGAUGUAUAUUAUUUUCAGUUCUGAAUUCAAUAUCGUUAUUUUUUGUACUGUUUAAGCAUUCUGUAGUGAACAUAGGAAAAGUCCAAAUGUUAUAAUCUGCAGUGGACCACAGUUAUUCAGAAUUUUUAUGUAUUCAUUUAGUGGAAAUACUGUUCACAUAGUUGCAUGAUUUUACAUCUACUGUGGAACAUGUUAUUUGUACAUCACUGAAAUGGAUCUGAUU
This is a messenger RNA of Schistocerca nitens (vagrant locust), 2436 nucleotides long. Its product is annotated as disks large-associated protein 5-like. Gene Ontology annotation, biological process: signaling. NCBI's taxonomy places the organism in Eukaryota, Metazoa, Arthropoda, Insecta, Orthoptera, Acrididae. The record is from RefSeq and is a predicted model, not a curated record. Bases 112 to 1923 code for a protein of 603 amino acids. The transcript has 11 exons.